UCGGGCAUGAAGCUAUAGGCCUACAAAUCAAGUGAGGUGACUGUACCUCAGUUUUCAUUCGGUUAUCAGGAUUUGGAACUAGAAUCAACAGAGAGCAAACAUGUGAUUCGUGACCGAAGCAAGCAAUGACAAUGUUAUAGCUUCGAUACUGCCCCUAUUCGGCAAGAAAAUAAACGGCAAUGUUUUUGACGUUGUUUCGCGGGGAUUAUGCUACUAUUCUCGGUUUUGAAAGGGAGAGAGCCAGGCAUCACAGCGCGGCACUAGAGAAGCCGGAGGUUAAUCACGUUUUCAGCACCUAGACAGCUCCUUGUGGAAGAGGUCUAUAUUCGGCAGCAAGGAGUCCCUUCUACGAUCGCGGGGGAAGCCCUCAACCCUCACUAGCAAAUUUGGAGCGGUGUAGCCAACAACACACACAACGUUCUGACCUUUCUUCCUCCACUCUCCAACGAUGCCGGUUAUUUGGUGGUCAGUCAGGGACACUUAAUAUAAUCUUGCUGAACGACGAUGGUGCUUGCAUUUCGGCUCCAGUCUUUUCGUUUUGCACAGGAUUCUAAGCAGCAGCAGGGGUGCUUGUCCAAUGUAAAAGUGCUAAGGAAGGCAGCAGCCUACACAUCGCCACGAGCUUGGAGUACGAGCCUCACUCACGCUGAUCAUCACAUAGGGAGACAUUACCACGAGCACGCGGCCAACGGGAGGCUCGAUUAGACUGUCAACAAUGUAAAUCAAGACAGGUUCAACAUGAGUCCAGCAAAGUAUAUCUGGUGUGGUGAUCUCAGAAGAGAGGCAUAGCCUGACUGAGAACUGAGUGAAGAUCAUAGCCUCCUCCUCUUCCUCUCUCCAUCACCAUCCACCAACAUGGCUAACCCUCAUGACGUGGUGGAGCAGCAGGCUGGAGGCCUAUCAGACCUGGAGAUCAUCUCCCAGCCAGACCCAGUGGAGGAGCAUGGUGUGCAGGAGAUGAACCCUUCCUGCAUGGCUCCUGUCCAGCUGGUCAGCUUCGGCUACAGGGACCUUCCUCUGGCCCACCUGGACCUCUCCCUGGCCGGAUCACAGCUCCUCUCUAACCUGGAUGAGGACGACAACAGGGAAGGGUGA
Messenger RNA from Oncorhynchus masou masou (cherry salmon), 1095 nucleotides. Its product is annotated as transmembrane protein 266-like. Gene Ontology annotation, cellular component: dendrite; plasma membrane. NCBI's taxonomy places the organism in Eukaryota, Metazoa, Chordata, Actinopteri, Salmoniformes, Salmonidae. The coding region runs from base 856 to 1095 and encodes 79 amino acids. Gene Ontology annotation, molecular function: voltage-gated channel activity. The record is from RefSeq and is a predicted model, not a curated record. The transcript has 3 exons.